Molecule: messenger RNA, 2676 nt
Organism: Pseudopodoces humilis (Tibetan ground-tit)
Lineage: Eukaryota; Metazoa; Chordata; Aves; Passeriformes; Paridae
Source: RefSeq, a predicted model, not a curated record
AGGCGGGGGCGCGCGUGGCGUCGCCUCAGUCGUCGGCUCCGCUUCAGCGGCGAGGCCGCGCAAGGAUCGCGAGGCUCCUGUCGCGAUAGAGCGGAGCUGUCGGCGAUAGAGGAACAGCGCUGGGAUGUACAAUGGGAUCGGGCUGCCGACGCCGCGGGGCAGCGGCCCCAACGGCUACGUCCAGCGCAACCUCUCGGCCCUGGGGCCCAAGAAAGGGGGGGGGGGCGGGGACCCCCCCCCCGGCGAGGAGGAGCUGCGGCGACUCGAGGCCGCCCUGGCCAAGAAGCCAAACCCCGACAUCCUCGACCACCAGCGCAAGAGGAGGGUGGAGCUGAAAUGCCUGGAGCUGGCCGAGCUGAUGGAGGAGCAGGGCUACUCGGCCGAGGAGAUCGAGGCCAAGGUGGCCACGUUCCGCACGAUGCUGCUGGAGAAGGACGACGGCCCCGCGGACCCCGAGCAGAAACCCGCGGUGACGGAGACUCACCAGCUGGCCGAGGCUAACGAGCGCAAGAACGAGCGGCUGCGCGCCGCCUUCGGCAUCAGCGACUCCUACGUGGACGGGAGCUCCUUCGACCCCUCCCGGCGCCCCAAGGAGCCUCCCCCGGAGCCCCCCGAGCCAUCCGCCAGUCGCUCCGGGGAGAGGAAGAAGAGCAAGAAGAAGAAGCACAGGUCGGAAUCGGAGGCCAAGAAGCGAAAGCACCGCUCUCCCAGCCCCAAGACCAAGCACAAGGCCAAGGAGAAGAAACGCAAGAGCCCGCCCCCCGCGACGUCGCGCCCCUCCCCCGCGCCCACCCCUCCCCCCGCGCGGCCGAAGUGGGUCCCCCUGGCCGAGCUGAACCCGGCGCCGGCCGCCUCCAAGUGGGUCCCCAUCGGGGGGGGGCAGCCCCUCCCCCCGCAGCCCCUCCCCCCGCAGCCGGCGCCGCCCGGCACCGAAACCGCCAAGUCGGGCGGGGAGGGGGCGGGGCCCGAGGAGAAAACGGCGGAGGCGGCAAGCAAAGCCUCGCCGGGGGCCGCCAAAACCGGGGCGGGGAGCGGCGACGUCAAAACGGCCGUGGGUGAAACCAAGAUGGCCGCCGGCGAAACCAAGAUGGCCGCCGGCGAAACCAAGAUGGCCGCCGGCGAAACCAAGAUGGCCGCCGGCGAAACCAAGAUGGCCGCCGGCGAAACCAAGAUGGCCGCCGGCGAAACCAAGAUGGCCGCCGGCGAAACCAAGAUGGCCGCCGGCGAAACCAAGAUGGCCGCCGGCGAAACCAAGAUGGCCGCCGGCGAAACCAAGAUGGCCGCCGGCGAAACCAAGAUGGCCGCCGGCGAAACCAAGAUGGCCGCCGGCGAAACCAAGAUGGCCGCCGGCGACGGCAAGAUCCCCAACGGCGACGCCAAAGCCCCGCCCCACCCCCUCCCCAAAGCGGAGGCCGCCCCUCCCAAAGCCACGCCCACUUUACCUUCCUCGCCCGUGGCCGCCUCGGCGCUGCCGCCGCUGACGACGCUGGGCAAGGCGGGCGCGGCGCCGCGGGCCGGCGGCGCAAAGAUGGCGGCCGGGCCCGGCAAGAUGGCGGCGGCCAGGUUCCGGUGUCACUCCCGGUGUCUCUUCCGGUGGCUCCGGUGUCACUCCCGGUGUGAUUUCCGGUUCCGGUGUCACUUCCGAUCCGUCCCCUCCGGGGUCUCCCCGCUGGGCGCCGCCAUCCUCAGGGCCAGCGCCGACGCCAACGCCAAAGCCACGGCCAUGGCGGCGCUGGCCGGCGGCCACCGGCUGACCAGUAACACCAGUAACACCAGUAACACCAGUAACACCAGUAACACCAGUAACACCAGCGUGACCGGCGGUGUGACCGCCCACGCCGCGGCCAAGUCCGGCUCCGGCCACUGCGGCCAGUGUGACCAGUUUGACCAGUCCGAGUCAAACCAGUUUGACCAGUCCGGCUCCGGCCGCCACAACCAGUUUGACCAGUGUGACCAGUCCGAGUCAAACCAGUUUGACCAGUCCAACUCCAGCCACCGUGACCAGUUUGAGCGGUCCGAGUCAAACCAGUUUGACCAGUCCAACCAGUUUGACCAGUGUCACCAGUGCUCAGAAGGCCACUGGUGUGACUGGAGUGACCAGUCCGGCUCCGGCCACUGCCACCAGUUUGACCAGUCCGGCUCCAACCAGUUUGACCAGUCCAACUCAUCCCAGUUUGACCAGUCCAGCUCCGGCCACUGUGACCAGUCCGGCUCAAACCAGUGCGACCAGUUUGACCAGUCCGACUCCAACCAGUUUAACCAGUCCAGCUCGUCCCAGUUUGACCAGUCCGGCUCCAACCAGUGCGACCAGUCCAGCUCCGGCCACCACGACCAGUUUGACCAGUCCAACUCGUCCCAGUUUGACCAGUCCAGGUCCAACCACUGCGACCAGUUUGACCAGUCUAAGUCAAACCAGUUUGACCAGUCCAACCAGUGUGACCAGUCCAGCUCGUCCCAGUUUGACCAGUUUGACCAGUCCAACUCGUCCCAGUUUGACCAGUCCAGGUCCGGCCAGCGUGACCAGUGUGACCAGUCCGGCUCGUCCCAGUAUGACCAGUAUGACCAGUGCUGCGGCUCCCAGUGUCACCAGUAGGGGCGUGGCCACAGCUCCCAGUAACACCAGUGUGGGCGUGGCCACGGCUCCCAGUGCUCCCAGUAUGACCAGUAACACCAGUA